Molecule: messenger RNA, 4345 nt
Organism: Panthera uncia (snow leopard)
Lineage: Eukaryota; Metazoa; Chordata; Mammalia; Carnivora; Felidae
Gene: MAP3K6
Product: mitogen-activated protein kinase kinase kinase 6
Exons: 29
Coding region: 422-4345 (1307 amino acids)
Biological process (GO): MAPK cascade; protein phosphorylation; cellular response to stress
Molecular function (GO): MAP kinase kinase kinase activity; ATP binding
Source: RefSeq, a predicted model, not a curated record
GCCAAGUCCCGGGCCGCUAGGGAGCGGCGCUGCCCCAGGGCCGAGGGUGGAGCUUUCCCAGUCGGCCGGGAAAGGGCUGGGCCCGGCCUACAUGUGAGGGCAGGAGAGAGCGACGGCGGACUCUUUCCUGCGGAGUCCGGGUGGCGGACACGGCCAGACCGAUUCCCGGGACUCCGAGCGGCGGAUCACUGGAUGCCCCAGAUUCUCGGGACCCAAUCCCCACUUCAGAUCUUCAGGACCUUUGGUCGGAGCCUGGCUUUGGCCCUGGGCUCCAGAUUCCCGGAACAGGGCCUCUGACCGACUCUGGGUUUCCAGAUUUCGUAGGAGAUUCCCAAUCCUGAGAUCCCUGGAGCCGUAGCCACUGGCUCUUGCCCCGCCCCGGGUGCCCAGAGCCGGGCGCCUGACACCGGAGCGCCCCCGCAUGGCAGGGCCGUGCCAGCGGUCUGGAGCCCUGGAGCGCGCCGGCAGCUGCUGGCAGGACCCGCUCGCCGAGGCGCUGAGCCGGGGCCGGCCCCCCACCGCGCCCGCCGGCCGGGGCUGCGCGCGAAGCCGGCCGCUCAGCGUGGUUUAUGUGCUGACCCGGGAGCCGCAGCCCGGGGUGGAGCCCGAGGCUGGAGCCGAGGCGGAGCCGCUGCCCCUGCGCUGCCUGCGCGAGGCCUGCGCGCAGCUCCCCGGGCCGCGACCGCGACCUCAGCUGCGCAGCCUACCCUUCGGGACGCUGGCGUUGGGAGACACCGCGGCGCUGGAUUCCUUCUACAACGCGGAUGUGGUGGUGCUGGAGGUGAGCAGCUCCCUGACACAGCCCUCCCUGUUCUACCACCUCGGCGUGCGUGAGAGCUUCAGCAUGACCAACAACGUGCUCCUCUGCUCCCAGGCUGACCUCCCUGACCUGCAGGCCCUUCGGGAGGAUGUUUUCCAGAAGAACUCGGAUUGUGUUGGCAGCUACACACUGAUCCCCUAUGUGGUGACAGCCACGGGUCGGGUGCUGUGCGGUGAUGCAGGCCUCCUGAGGGGACUGGCUGAUGGGCUGGUACAGGCCGGGGUGGGCACGGAGGCCCUGCUAACACCCCUGGUGGGCCGGCUCGCCCGCCUGCUGGAGGCCACGCCCACGGACUCUUGUGGCUACUUCCGGGAGACCAUUCGGCAGGACAUCCGGCGGGCCCGGGAGCGGUUCUGCGGGCAGCAGCUGCGGCAGGAGCUGGCUCGCCUGCAGCGGAGACUGGACAGCGUGGAGCUGCUGAGCCCCGACAUCAUCAUGAACCUGCUGCUCUCCUACCGCGAUGUGCAGGACUACUCAGCCAUCAUCGAGUUGGUGGAGACGCUGAAGGCCUUGCCCACCUGUGACGUGGCCCAGCAGCACAACGUCUGCUUCCACUACACGUUCGCCCUCAACCGGAGGAACAGGCCUGGGGACCGGGAGAAGGCCCUGGCUGUGCUUCUGCCGCUGGUACAGUGUGAGGGCUCCGUGGCACCUGACCUGUACUGCAUGUGCGGCCGUGUCUACAAGGACAUGUUCUUCAGCUCUGGCUUCCAGGACGCUGGGCACCGGGAGCAAGCCUAUCACUGGUAUCGAAAGGCCUUUGAUGUGGAGCCCAGCCUCCACUCGGGCAUCAACGCAGCUGUGCUGCUCAUCGCUGCUGGGCAGCGCUUUGAGGACUCUGAGGAGCUCCAGCUCAUAGGCAUGAAGCUGGGCUGCCUGCUGGCCCGAAAAGGCUGUGUGGAAAAGAUGCAGUAUUACUGGGAUGUAGGCUUCUACCUGGGAGCUCAGAUCCUCGCCAAUGACCUCGCCCAGGUGGCGCUGGCUGCAGAGCAGCUGUACAAGCUCAAUGCUCCCAUAUGGUACCUGGUGUCCAUGAUGGAAACCUUCCUGCUGUACCAACACUUCAGACCCACGCUAGAGCCUCUUGAAGGACCCCCGCACCGUGCCCACUUUUGGCUCCGCUUUUUGCUACAGUCCUGUCAGCCACUCAAGACGGCUUGUCCCCAAGGGGACCAGUGCUUGGUGCUGGUCCUGGAGAUGAACAAGGUGCUGCUGCCUGCGAGGCUCGAGAUUCAGGGUACUGACCCGGUGAGCUCAGUGACCCUGAGCCUGCUGGAGCCCGAAACCGAGGACAUUCCAUCCAGCUGGACCUUCCCAGUGGCCUCCAUCUGCGGGGUCAGCACCUCGAAGAGGGACGAGCGCUGCUGCUUCCUCUACGCGCUCCCACCGGCUCAGGACGUGCAGCUGUGCUUCCCCAGCGUAGGGCACUGCCAGUGGUUCUGCAGCCUGAUCCAAGCCUUGGUGACGAAUCCGGAUUCCACGGUGCCCACAGAGGAGGUGGAGGGCGUGGGGGAGGUGCUGGAGUUCGAUUACGAGUACACGGAGACCGGCGAGCGGCUGGUGCUGGGCAAGGGCACCUACGGGGCGGUGUACGCGGGCCGCGAGCGGCACACACGGGUGCGCAUAGCCAUUAAGGAGAUCCCGGAGCGGGACAGCAGGUUCUCUCAACCCCUGCAUGAAGAGAUCGCGCUGCACAAACGCCUUCGCCACAAGAACAUUGUGCGCUAUCUGGGCUCCGCCAGCCAGGGCGGCUACCUCAAGAUCUUCAUGGAGGAAGUGCCCGGAGGCAGCCUGUCCUCCUUGCUGCGGUCAGUGUGGGGACCCCUGCAGGACAAUGAGAGCACCAUCAGUUUCUACACCCGCCAGAUCCUGCAGGGACUCAGCUACCUGCAUGACAACCGCAUUGUGCACCGAGACAUCAAGGGGGACAAUGUACUGAUCAACACCUUCAGUGGGCUGCUCAAGAUUUCUGAUUUCGGCACGUCCAAGAGGCUGGCAGGCAUCACACCCUGCACUGAGACCUUCACAGGGACCCUACAGUAUAUGGCCCCAGAAAUCAUUGACCAGGGCCCACGAGGGUAUGGGAAGGCAGCUGACAUCUGGUCACUGGGCUGCACUGUGAUCGAGAUGGCCACAGGUCGCCCACCCUUCCAUGAGCUAGGGAGCCCGCAAGCCGCCAUGUUUCAGGUGGGCAUGUACAAGGUGCAUCCGCCAAUGCCCACUUCUCUGUCAGCGGAGGCCCAAACCUUCCUUCUCCGAACUUUUGAGCCAGACCCCCGUCUCCGAGCCAGUGCUCAGGCACUGCUGGGGGACCCCUUCCUGCAGCCUGGGAAGAGGAGCCGCAGCCCUGGCUCCCCCAGACCCGCACCGCGGCCCUCAGACGCCCCUUCAGCCAGCCCCACUCCUUCGGCCGACUCGACCACCCAGUCGCAGACAUUCCCGUGCCCGCAGGCACCCUUUCAGCAUCCACCCAGUCCGCCCAAGCGCUGCCUCAGUUAUGGAGACACCAGCCAGCUCCGGGUGCCUGAGGAACCCGGGGCGGAGGAGCCCACCUCCCCCGAGGAGAGUUCUGGGCUGAGCCUGCUGCACCAGGAGAGCAAGCGCAGGGCCAUGCUGGCCUCGGUGCUGGAGCAGGAGCUGCCCACGCUGGCGGAGAAUCUGCGCCUGAAGCAGGAACAGGGUCCCCGUCUGGGUAGGAAUCAUGUGGAACAGCUGCUGCGCUGCCUCGCCGCGCACAUCCACACGCCCAACCGUCGGCAGCUGGCCCAGGAGCUGCGGGCGCUGCAAGGGCAGCUGCGGGCCCAAGGCCUCGGGCCGGCGCUUCUGCAUGGACCGCUCUUCGCCUUCCCGGAUGCGGUGAAGCAGAUCCUCCGCAGGCGCCAUAUCCGCCCACACUGGAUGUUCGUACUGGACUCGCUGCUCAGCCGAGCUGUACGGGUAGCCCUGGCUGUCUUGGGCCCAGGCGGGCCGAAUGGAGCUGGUCGGCGGGCCAGCGAGGAGGUGGAGACGGAGGCGGUCCCACCGAGGUCAGAGGAGUCAAGUAAAGAAGAGGAACCCCAGUCCAAGCAGCAGGAAACCUUGGUCCAGUUGAGCCGGCUCCCUGGGGAACCAGAGCAGGGAUCCCCGCCCCUGAUGGUGCAGCUGAGCCUCUUGAGAGCAGAAACUGACAGGCUUCGAGAUGUCCUGGCUGAGAAGGAGCGGGAGUGCCAGGCCCUGGUGCACCAAGCUCUACAGCAGGUCAGCGGGAAGACAGGGAUCUUUGCCCUGGCCUCCGAGCCCCCAGCUGCUCUCACAGUGGAUCAGGGCCUGGUGCAGUGGCUACAGGAACUGAAUGUGGAUUCAGGCACCAUCCAGAUGCUGCUGAACCACAGUUUCACCCUCCAUACCCUAUUGACCUGUGCCACUCGAGAUGACCUCAUCUACACCCGCAUCAGGGGAGGGAUGGUAUGCCGCAUCUGGAGAGCCAUCUUGGCACAGCGAGCAAGAUCCACGCCGGUUACCCCUGGCCCCCAAGAGGCUGAAUGA